Cutaneotrichosporon oleaginosum is the source of this 584-nucleotide messenger RNA. RefSeq names its product 40S ribosomal protein eS12. Gene Ontology annotation, molecular function: structural constituent of ribosome. Gene Ontology annotation, biological process: translation. Gene Ontology annotation, cellular component: ribosome; cytosolic small ribosomal subunit. Lineage: Eukaryota; Fungi; Basidiomycota; Tremellomycetes; Trichosporonales; Trichosporonaceae. The record is from RefSeq and is a predicted model, not a curated record.
CCUUUUACCUUACUUCACUAGAAAACGGUGGAAGAAGACCAUUCAAAAUGUCUGACGCCGGAUCGGAAACCGCCUCCAACGUUGAGCAGGUCGAGCAGGUCGAGCAGGUCGCCGACAACUCGGGCCCCAUGUCGGUCGAGGAUGCCCUUCAGGAGGUGAUCAAGACUGCCCUUAUCCACGAUGGCCUUGCCCGUGGUCUCCGCGAGUCGGCCAAGGCUCUCGACAAGCGUGAGGCCCACCUUUGUGUCCUCGUCGAGACUGUCACCGAAGCCGAGUACUCGAAGCUCAUCGAGGCCCUCUGCGCCGAGCACAACAUCCAGCUCAUCAAGGUCUCGGACGCCAAGGUCCUCGGCCAGUGGGCCGGUCUCUCGAAGAUCGACCGUGACGGCAAGCCCCGUAAGGUCGUCGGCUGCUCGUGCGUUGUUGUCACCAACUACGGUGCCGAGACUGCCGGCCUGCAGGUUCUCCUCGACUACUUCAAGACUCGCUAAGCUGCGUAUGAUAUGCUGAUUGCGAAUUGUUACUGCCCGUCGGCGUCGUGACAUUCGUAGUUCAAUAUAUUCAUGUAUGCCAACGUUGGUUGC